Messenger RNA from Tinamus guttatus (white-throated tinamou), 1702 nucleotides. The record is from RefSeq and is a predicted model, not a curated record. Lineage: Eukaryota; Metazoa; Chordata; Aves; Tinamiformes; Tinamidae.
AGCGCAGCACGCAGAGCGGCUGAGCGCACCGCGCAACCUUGGAUCUAUUUCAAGGGAAAUUAACCCGGGAAGACACCGGCAGCGCCGUGGUCCUGAGCGUAUGCCCCUGGAGAAGCUAGGCAUGAGCACCUCCCUGAGCUACAAGUCUUUUUCCAAAGAGCAGCAAACCAUGGAUACUUUGGAGAAGCAGCUGAUUUGCCCUAUCUGCUUGGAGAUGUUCACGAAGCCCGUGGUCAUCCUGCCCUGCCAGCACAACCUGUGCAGAAAAUGUGCCAGCGACAUUUUCCAGGCCUCGAACCCCUACCUGCCAACGAGGGGCGGCACCACGGUGGCUUCGGGAGGUCGCUUCCGCUGCCCUUCCUGCAGACAUGAGGUGGUCCUCGACCGGCACGGCGUCUACGGGCUGCAGAGGAACCUCCUGGUGGAAAACAUCAUCGACAUAUACAAGCAGGAGUCCACAAGACCUGAAAGAAAGUGUGACCAACCAAUGUGUGAAGAGCACGAAGAUGAGAGAAUUAAUAUCUAUUGUUUGAACUGUGAAAUGCCCACCUGCUCCUUGUGCAAAGUCUUUGGUGCCCAUAAAGACUGUCAAGUUGCUCCUCUCACAAACGUUUAUCAGAGACAGAAGUCCGAACUCAGUGACGGCAUCGCGGUCCUGGUGGGGAGCAACGACCGAGUGCAAGGGAUAGUCACGCAGCUGGAGGAGACCUGCAAGGUAGUUGAGGAAUCCUGCAGACGACAGAAAGAGCAGCUGUGUGAAAAAUUUGAUUAUCUCUAUUCUGUACUGGAAGAAAGAAAAAAUGAGAUGACACAAAUAAUCACUAGAACCCAAGAGGAGAAACUGGAACAUGUCCGCUCCCUGAUGAAGAAGUAUGCGGAUCAUUUGGAAGCCGUGUCAAAGCUAGUUGAAUCAGGAAUCCAGUUCAUGGAAGAACCAGAAAUGGCUGUGUUUUUGCAGAAUGCCAAAACAUUGCUACAAAAAAUUACUGAAGCAUCUAAAGGAUUUCAAAUGGAAAAAAUAGAGGACGGCUAUGAAAAUAUGAGCCAAUUCACAGUGAACCUCAGUAAAGAAGAAAAAAUAAUAAGGGAAAUUGAUUUUGACAAAGAGGAAGAGGGCGAAGAGGAAGAGGAGGAGACAGUGGACGGUGAAGAUCUGGACGAAGCCCACACAGAGUCCUCAGCAGAGGAGGAGCAGGAGGAGGAGGAAGAAGGGGCCGAGAGAGCAGCGCCAGCAUCUCAGCAGGACCCCGAAGCAGCGAACGCAGCCGGGGAGCCUCGGGACGAGGUUGUGGCACCAAGUGGCUCUCAGCAGACCGCAGAGUCUGACAGUCCUGUGUCAUCCACAGCAGAAACCGCCGAUCCCUUGUUUUAUCCUACCUGGUAUAAGGCUCAGUCGCGGCAAUCAAGCAGCCCGAGCUCGACCCCCGCGAGCGGGCUGGGGAAAGUAGGGCCUCCUGUUUCUCCGGAAGCGAGUGCUCCGAAGGCAGAAGCCCCAGCCGUGGUGGAGAGCGCAGCGGGGAGUGGUAAGGAAGGUCCCACCACCACGGCAGCGUCCCAGGGGUUAGCAUUCUGCAUAUCACUUUUGGCAUUUCUUAUCAUACUACAUCAUCUUUGGAAUCUGGUUCAAUACAUGAUUUGUACUUUCAUGGAUGCCACCACGCGCAUCGCAGUUGUGCUGACGCAGCUGUUUGCAGGGCUGUGA